Molecule: messenger RNA, 360 nt
Organism: Tinamus guttatus (white-throated tinamou)
Lineage: Eukaryota; Metazoa; Chordata; Aves; Tinamiformes; Tinamidae
Source: RefSeq, a predicted model, not a curated record
GUGGUGGCGCAUGCGCGCUGAGAGGGGCAGCUGAGGGCGAAGGCGCUCGGCCAUGGCGGCCUCCGUGAUCUGCGGGCGGGCGUCGGCCGGACUCCGGGGCAGCGGCCUCCGCGCCGCGCUGGGCAGCGCCGCGGCCAAGGUGCUUGGUGGAAGUCCAGGACUGCUCAACCAUGGGUUUCAGGUGCAACAGCAACAACAGAGGAGGCUGUCACUACAUGAAUACUUGAGCAUGGGACUGUUGCAGGAGGCUGGCAUUUCUGUUCCACAUGGACUAGUUGCAAGGACACCAGAAGAAGCUUACAAAAUAGCAAAAGAAAUAGGUAUAAUACUAAAGAGAACAUAUACAAUAUAGAUAUGGGA